AUGCGCUCAACUGAGAUUGGCAGCUCCGAGGCUGCCAGUACCGCCAUCGAGAAUCCUCAAAACUUGCACCUCAAUGCGGCCCAGUCCCUCGGGCAAUCCUCGGCUGCCGAUGCGUUGCCGGCUUCCGAUUUCACAACCCGUCUUCAGAUACUCGCAACGCGAAUCCCCAAAGCUUACAUUGCACCGUUCUGUGGCGCGAGCGCAGGCGUCGCCUCCGGAAUCGUCACUUGCCCACUCGAUGUGAUCAAGACCAAGCUGCAAGCCCAGGGUGGCUUUGCACGUCGAGGAGGCCAGACGAGAGAGACUCACAUACUGUAUCGGGGAAUGCUGGGGACCGGGAAAAGAAUAUUUCAUGAGGAUGGUAUCCGGGGUCUGUAUCAAGGUCUCGGCCCCAUGCUGCUCGGAUAUCUGCCCACUUGGGCGGUUUAUCUUGCGGUAUACGACCGCUCGCGCGAAUAUUUCCAUGAGCAUACCACUGACAGCUGGUUAUUGUCCCGCGCCUACGCUUCGAUUACAGCCGGUGCUUGCUCCACAAUUGUCACCAAUCCCAUUUGGGUCAUCAAGACCCGACUCAUGUCGCAGAGCUUGAAGCAAAACAACGAAGGCGCUCGGGCACCAUGGCAAUACUCGGGUACCUUAGAUGCUGCCCGCAAGAUGUAUCGGCUCGAAGGCAUUCGAUCUUUCUAUUCAGGCCUGACCCCGGCUCUUUUGGGCCUGACUCAUGUCGCGAUCCAGUUUCCCCUCUACGAGUAUUUGAAGACUGCCAUCACAGGAUUUGGCAUUGGGGAGCAUCCUGACAAUGGUAGCACCCAUUGGGUCGGGAUUUCCUUUGCGACUUUCCUGAGUAAGAUCUGCGCAAGCACCAUCACCUACCCCCACGAGGUCCUUCGAACUCGUCUUCAGACCCAGCAGCGCACGGCGCCCGCUCCAUCGUCCGAUGAGGUCUCUUUCCGUGGGGGGCUGAAACAUCCUCAUGAUCGUGGCCGACCUCCUAGCGUCUCGUCUUCCGACGGAAUGCCCAAUCGUCCCCGAUACCAUGGAGCAGUUCGUACAUUCCAGACCAUACUUCGCGAAGAAGGCUGGCACGCAUUCUAUUCUGGCAUUGGUACCAAUCUGUUCCGAGCGAUUCCAGCAGCGAUGACAACAAUGUUGACCUAUGAGUAUUUGACGAAGCUCAUCCAUGAUUACCGACAUGAGGGCGAACUGAAGCUCAAGGAGGCAGAGAUCCAUUCUGAGGGCAAUUCCAUCUAA
Penicillium diatomitis is the source of this 1251-nucleotide messenger RNA. RefSeq names its product Mitochondrial nicotinamide adenine dinucleotide transporter 1. The transcript is spliced from 2 exons. Gene Ontology annotation, cellular component: mitochondrion. Gene Ontology annotation, biological process: pyrimidine nucleotide import into mitochondrion. Bases 1 to 1251 code for a protein of 416 amino acids. The record is from RefSeq and is a predicted model, not a curated record. NCBI's taxonomy places the organism in Eukaryota, Fungi, Ascomycota, Eurotiomycetes, Eurotiales, Aspergillaceae. Gene Ontology annotation, molecular function: pyrimidine nucleotide transmembrane transporter activity.